Molecule: messenger RNA, 2009 nt
Organism: Centruroides sculpturatus (bark scorpion)
Lineage: Eukaryota; Metazoa; Arthropoda; Arachnida; Scorpiones; Buthidae
Product: multidrug resistance-associated protein 4-like
Exons: 9
Coding region: 102-1433 (443 amino acids)
Biological process (GO): transmembrane transport
Cellular component (GO): membrane
Molecular function (GO): ABC-type transporter activity; ATP binding
Source: RefSeq, a predicted model, not a curated record
UUUCCAGGGCACUAUAUCGAGAUGCCGAUAUAUUCCUCCUGGAUGAUCCAUUAAGCGCUGUUGAUGUUCCAGUAGCAAAACAUAUAUUCGAAAAAUGUAUAAUGGAAUAUUUGAAAGAAAAGAUUUGUAUUCUUGUUACACAUCAAAUACAAUUUUUAAACUCUGCGAGUAAAAUUUUAGUGUUAAAUAAGGGAACAUGUGAAUAUUUUGGCAAUUACACUGAAAUGAUGAAUCGAAAUAUACUUACAAAUAUUUCGUCAGAUCAAAAAACUAUUGAAAAUAGCAUGGAAGUAGAAACAACAAUUUUCAACAAUGAAGACAAAAUUGAAAGUAUUCAAUCUCAAAUUUGUGAUGAUAUUGAAGAUCGUAACAACAUAGUAAAUGAAAACAACAAAAUAUUAAAUGAAGACGAAAGACUUGAAACAGUGAGAAUUUCAGUUUAUAAAGAAUAUGUAAAUGCUGGAGCCGACAUCUUUAUGAAAAUUACUAUAUUAGUAACGCUAUUUGUAUCACAAUCUAUUAUAUGUGGCAGCGACUAUUGGCUAAUCAAAUGGUUGACAGAUACAAGAAUUCACAGCCAAGAUAUAGAGAAACUUAAAAAUGUAACAUCUGACACAACAAUAUUUAGCAAUAAUGAAGAAACAAAUUUCUAUCAAAGUGAAGCGUUCAAUAUAUAUGUUUACUUUGGAUGGAUAUGUGCAGUAGUACUAACCUCAUUACUGUCUGGAUUAUUGUUAUACAAAUUCUUUACAACAGCAUCUAUCAAGCUCCAUAGAAACAUGUUGCAUUGUAUUACUCGAACUCCAAUAUCAUUUCUAGAUAACAAUCCCAUUGGUAAUAUCUUAAAUCGGUUUUCCAAAGAUGUUAACAUGAUGGAUGAUACCUUACCUCUCUUUUAUUACAUUACGAUAAGGGGAUGCUGUCUACUUGUUGGCAUCUUUCUUGUUCAAGCAUUUCUGUGUCCUUAUCUUCUGAUUUCGACAUUUGUUUUUUUAGUAUUAAUUUAUGUUCUGUGGAAAAUCUACAGCCAACUUUUGCAAAGCAUAAAGUAUAUGGAAGGAAAAUCGAGAAGUCCAGUAUUUUCUCAUCUGAGUGUAUCUCUUUAUGGACUAACAACAAUUAGAGCCUUUAAAGCUGAAAGUAAAUUUAAAUCCACAUUUAAUAAGUAUCAGGAUAAUCACACUGCAACGUGGUUCAUUUAUGAGGCUUUAAGUCAAUGGCUUUAUAUAUAUGGUGGUUUAAUUCCUGUUAUAAAUCUGAUUGCUACUAUCAUUAUUUUCAAUUAUUCUAUUGAAGCAGCAUCAGAUGAUGCCGGAAGUCAAAUUGGACUUGUUAUUAAUUAUGGAUUAUUUACAUUUAAGUAUCUUCAACAUCUUAUUGGAAUGACAUCUGAAGCGGAAUUUCAGGUAUUCUGUAUUUCAAAAACCCAAUAAUUAAGUUAAAUAUUAAAACGAUCUGCUGGGUGUUUUAUCAGGCUAUAUGAUAUAAUUUGAACCAGAUAAACUUGUUGCCAAAAAAGGUCAAACAUAAAUACCCAUAUUUUUUCACUAAAUUAUUAGAUAACGUAAACUUUGAUAUAGAAAUUUGACAGCUUGAGUCAAAUUCAAAACGAGACGAGACGUGAUUGAAUUUUCAUAAACCGUUUAUAUUACGAGUAAAACCAAGAUACAGUUACAAAAGUUCACAAAAUAAAACAAUUACAAUACUUCAAGUGUAACAGAGUUCAAACAUCACGUAAAUCACGACAACAGGUCUGUCGAAAAAAACACCUUGCGACGAACUUCUUCCCCCGAGGAAAGGUCCUUAACAAGUCGGUGAGCCGAAACAACUCCUUCAGAAAGUCCGAUGAAACUCUUAAUAAUGGACUACGAUGUGCUUUUGCUGACUUCUGGUCAACACGAGUUCUAUUAGCAGGUUGUAGGCGAAAUCUUAAAAUCUCGCUCAAACUUAGUUUUUAUAUACGGAUUGGAGCAUAGGGAAAUCCAUCAAUCAGCACCUAGUAGCUCUAU